Messenger RNA from Ictalurus punctatus (channel catfish), 2630 nucleotides. It is a transcript of the gene pbx1a, whose product is annotated as pre-B-cell leukemia homeobox 1a. Gene Ontology annotation, biological process: embryonic organ development; animal organ morphogenesis; neuron development. The transcript is spliced from 9 exons. NCBI's taxonomy places the organism in Eukaryota, Metazoa, Chordata, Actinopteri, Siluriformes, Ictaluridae. Gene Ontology annotation, cellular component: nucleus. Gene Ontology annotation, molecular function: DNA-binding transcription factor activity, RNA polymerase II-specific; RNA polymerase II cis-regulatory region sequence-specific DNA binding. The record is from RefSeq and is a predicted model, not a curated record. Bases 527 to 1759 code for a protein of 410 amino acids.
GCAAGCUCCUGUUCAUGUGUCACUUCUGAAACAAAAGCAGUGCGCGCGGCACUUUAUUAUUUUUUUUUCACCCCAUAAGCUCGGCUCGCGAGCAGAAGCAGCGCUACAAGCUGAAUAACACCCGGGACUUGUCGCUCCGCCGAACCGCCGGAUUUAUCCUCUUUCUCCCUCCUCCUACUCCUCUUUCUCCUCCUUCUCCACCUCCACCACCGCCUGGGUUUUAAACUUGUUUCUUGUUUCUCUCCGGGUUUGGAGCAGGAGUGGCCUGCGACUUUUCCCCUCUCUCACAACGGAUCGCGUUUCAUUUCCCUGUGAGGAGAAAACCCACACCACACAACUGUCCGCGAGCGCACGCUUUUUCCCGCCUCUUUUUUUUCUGUUUCUGAUAUUUUCCCCUCAGAGGACGGAGAAAAGAGAAAGAUAGAUAGAUAGAGAGGAAGAGAGAGGGGAAGAGAGAGAGAUUUCCGAGCUGAGGAAGAAAUAAAAAUAAAAGUGUGUGUGUGAGUGUGUGUGUGAGAGAGAGAGGAUGGAGGAGCAGCCGCGGUUGAUGCACCCUCACGGGGUGGGCUUGGCCGGUCACCCGGGCCUCACGCACCGUCCCCCGGACGUCACAGCGGGAAGCGACGGCGACUCGAGGAAGCAGGACAUCGGAGACAUUUUACAGCAAAUCAUGACCAUAACGGACCAGAGUCUGGAUGAAGCUCAGGCCAGGAAACACGCUCUGAACUGUCACCGCAUGAAACCUGCGCUCUUCAACGUGCUGUGUGAAAUUAAAGAGAAAACAGUGUUGAGUAUUCGCGGCGCGCAGGACGAGGAGCCUCCCGACCCUCAGCUCAUGCGACUGGACAACAUGCUCUUAGCGGAGGGCGUGUCCGGACCCGAGAAAGGGGGCGGGGCUUCGGCGGUGGCCGCGGCGGCCGCGGCCGCGGUGGGCGGGACCGGGAACGACAACUCGGUGGAGCAUUCGGACUACAGAGCGAAACUGACUCAGAUACGACAGAUCUACCACACGGAGCUGGAGAAAUACGAACAGGCGUGUAACGAGUUUACUACCCACGUGAUGAACCUGUUGCGAGAACAGUCUCGCACGCGUCCCAUUUCACCCAAAGAGAUCGAGCGCAUGGUCAGCAUCAUCCACCGCAAAUUCAGCUCCAUACAGAUGCAGCUCAAACAGAGCACGUGCGAAGCCGUGAUGAUCCUGCGCUCGCGCUUCCUCGACGCCAGACGGAAGCGGCGGAAUUUCAACAAGCAGGCCACGGAGAUCCUGAACGAGUAUUUCUACUCGCACCUCAGUAACCCGUAUCCCAGCGAGGAAGCGAAAGAGGAACUGGCCAAGAAAUGUUCCAUCACCGUCUCCCAGGUUUCGAACUGGUUCGGGAACAAGAGGAUCAGGUACAAGAAAAACAUCGGAAAGUUCCAGGAGGAAGCGAACAUGUACGCCGCCAGAACGGCCGUCAACGCCGCCAGCGCUUCUGCUCAGGGCAGCCAGGCCAACUCGCCCUCCACGCCCAACUCCGCCGGUUCUGCUGCGUCUUUUAACAUGUCUCACUCCGGCGAUUUGUUCAUGAGCGUUCAGUCUCUGAACGGGGACUCGUACCCGGCGCCGCAGGUGGGCGCUAACAUACAGUCACAGGUGGAUACACUUCGCCAUGUUAUCAGUCAGGCAGGAGGAUACACUGACGCUCUCGCUGCCACUCAGCUCUACAGUCCACAGGGCAUCAAUCCGGGACAGGGGCAGAGCAGGACUAAUAGCGAGUGAUGUGAGAAGAUGGAAUAAGAAGGUGAUGUGAAACAGGUGAGGCGAUCAUCUAAUCGCAGUGUAUAAGGAUUCCCAGAAAAGGCCGAGUCCUUCAAGAGCGAGGACGGGUCGAGGCUCGCCGAUCUGCCAACAGAUGCGUCGGAGAAUAACCCACACUUUGAGAAGAACGUUCCCCAAAGACAAAUCGGUAGGAUUUUGGGCGUUUCACCUUCUACAGCGCACGAUAUAAUUAAAAUAUCAGAGAAAUUCGGUCAAAUCUCGGUGUGUAAAGGACGAAGCCGAAAACCGCUUAUGAACACACGUGAUUUAGUUGUGUAGAAGUUCCCCUGGGUUCCUCUGUGACCUGGUGGACGAUUCCACGUCUGGCUCCUGGAGAGAUCUUCGUUGGUCUCCACUCCUGUGGAGGGGAACGAUGGUGGUGAAUUUCCUCCGUUUCUACACGAUCUGUCUGACUGUGGAUGGGUGGAGUCCAAACUCUUUACAGAUGGUUCUGUGACCUUUUCCAUCCUGAUGAGCUUCGACAACUCUUUUCCUGAGGUCCUCGGAAAUCUCCUUCGCUCGUGCCGUGAUCCACUUCCGCAGACACGUGUCGUGAAGAUCAGACUCUGAUAGAUCCCUGUCCUUUAAAUAAAACAGGACGCUCGCUCGCUCGCUCGCUCACACACACCUGAUCAUCACCCCACUGACUGAAAACACCGGACUCCAAUCUCACCUUCACAUUAACUGAUAAUCCUAGAGGUGCACAUACUUUUACCCCUCAUAGAUGUUUUACGUUGUAUUUAUGCAGAAAUAUUGAAAACUUUCAAACACCGGUGUAAAUAUUUUCAUGCGUUUAGAAUUAUAAGUAUUUUUUUCUCAAAUGUUAAACACU